Aspergillus pseudonomiae is the source of this 1005-nucleotide messenger RNA. RefSeq lists its product as uncharacterized. Lineage: Eukaryota; Fungi; Ascomycota; Eurotiomycetes; Eurotiales; Aspergillaceae. Bases 1 to 1005 code for a protein of 334 amino acids. The transcript has 3 exons. The record is from RefSeq and is a predicted model, not a curated record.
AUGGCGACAGUGGCGGAGAACUCCGGGGCGCCUCCUGACCCUCAGGUUGCCAGUGGUGGUGGUAAGCCCCCCGGUAAACGUGGGGGAGGAGGCCGGAAGAAUCCCCCUCCUGACAGACAGCAGGAUACACCGUGCCAGUACUGUGGGGAGUACGACCAUACCACAGAUGAGCAUUUUGAGCGGACUCUUCAGAACGCCAUCAAUGCUUUGACUGGGUUGCGUCGGAACCCCCAUCAGUCUGGCCAGAAGCAAAAGCGGCAGAAUAGACCGUGUGAUUACUGUGGGGAGUACGAUCACACUUCAGAAGAGCACUUUGAGCGGUCCGUCGUGAACGUCAUCGAUGCUCUGCUCGAAGCGAGUCGGAAACGCCAGCAAUCUGACCGCCAUGCUUCUCCGGCUUCGUCCAAUAACCAGGCUGCUCCUGCAGCUCAGGAAGGAGGACAGGGCCGGAAGAACAAACGGGGCCGACGUCCGCCUGCUCAUGAGCGGCGACGUCAACAAGCUGCCAAGCAGCAGCAGCAGCGGGAGUUUGAUGAGCGUCCAGCUCUCACCUUGCAGGCGCACCAGCUGCCGCACCCGCAGCAGCAACAACAAUACCAACAGCAGCGGGAGGUUGAGCAGCGUCCAGCUCUCACCUCGCAGGCGCUGGCCCAGGGAUUGGCUCUUCCCUUUCCAAUGGUCCAGCAGCCGCACCCGCAGCACCAACAGCAGCGGGAGGUUGAUGAGCGUCCAGCUCUCACCUUGCAGGCGCAACAGCUGCCGCACCAGCAACAGCGGGGGUUUGAGCAGGAUUUCGCUCUCACCCUGCAGGCGCCGGCCCAGGGAGUGGGCUUUCCCUUCCCGAUGGCCGAGCAGCCGCACCCGCAUGCACACCAGCAGGGGGGUGAGGGAUCCCAGGUCCUUCGUCACCGAGAUGAGGCCCCCCUGCCUCCUCCCAUGGAGGAUGAGCCCUUUGACGCUGAGGAUUUGCUUGUGUUCUCGGACAGUACGGACAGCGACCUUUAA